AUGGAGCUAAGGGAGAAUAAGAGACCAGAGCCCACGUGCUCACAACACUGGCUGCUUCAGGAACCUCUGGUGAACGGAGCCAAGAUGGACAUCCAGGACCGCACGACUCCAGGUCUGAGCAGCAUGCUGUGCUCCUCUGGGACCACCACCCUGAGGACACUGGUGGAGAUAUGUAUAAUAGUAGUAGUGACAGUAGUAAGUACUGAAGUAUGUUCAGUUUUAGAUGUGUGUGUAUAUAUAUAUUUAGAUGUGUGUGUACAUGUAUAUAGUUUUCACACAUGCUCAGUCCGUCUCUCUGGACCUCUUAUCCUCAGCGUGGUGCCAUUACUCAGAGAGUCCAUCGGGAUCCUGAUGCAGCGAACGCCUCCUUCACUGGACCACGUGCUGCCCGAGUGUUACCAGAGGGUGCAGCAGCUGCAGGGAGUCUACAACCUGCAGGACCCUCACUUCUGGACUCUGUGUACGGACGUUUACAUCGGAACGUUAAAGCUGCUGGUGGCCCCCGACGCCGACCGCCGCUGGAUCCUCAGCCAGACCCACCACGUCUUCACACAGGCUGGAGUUCGACAGCUCUACGUUCAGAUCGACACAGCCGACAUGUAGAAGCUCCUCCUCCUUUGAACAGCUGGGACCAAUCAAAUUCAGUCUGCUGCAGGUGACC
Molecule: messenger RNA, 661 nt
Organism: Anarrhichthys ocellatus (wolf-eel)
Lineage: Eukaryota; Metazoa; Chordata; Actinopteri; Perciformes; Anarhichadidae
Product: zinc transporter 7-like
Exons: 4
Coding region: 1-603 (200 amino acids)
Biological process (GO): intracellular zinc ion homeostasis; zinc ion import into Golgi lumen
Cellular component (GO): Golgi apparatus; cytoplasmic vesicle
Molecular function (GO): zinc ion transmembrane transporter activity
Source: RefSeq, a predicted model, not a curated record